This is a messenger RNA of Chaetomium strumarium, 7475 nucleotides long. Its product is annotated as RAVE protein 1 C terminal-domain-containing protein. Lineage: Eukaryota; Fungi; Ascomycota; Sordariomycetes; Sordariales; Chaetomiaceae. Gene Ontology annotation, molecular function: protein binding. Bases 301 to 7071 code for a protein of 2256 amino acids. The record is from RefSeq and is a predicted model, not a curated record. The transcript has 11 exons. Gene Ontology annotation, biological process: vacuolar acidification. Gene Ontology annotation, cellular component: RAVE complex.
CGCAACCAUCCACAUCAUCUCGAUACCUACCUGGUACCUUAGGUAGUAUCUUCGAUGCCCCGAGUUCGCAUCUGCAUCUGAAUUCACUCUCGAUUUAACCAGCAUUCUUUGGAAAAGAAACCUUACGCUUCGAACCUGUAUCACGAGCAAGCCAGCGGCGAUGUCAUAGAUCAACUACGGUGAUCGAUUGCAUCAUCUCCGCCCUUGGCACCACCGCCCUGUAAAAGCAGCUCGAACCUCAGCAAUCUCCUUUUCGUCUAUCCCACGUCGAUUACAGAACCCACGAAGUAUUUAGUCAAGAUGCCUGAGCCAGAAAGAUCCCCUUUACUUUCUGCUGCCAGCAGCAGCAAAGGGCCCAAAACUCGUGAUUCUGAGGAAUCAUCCGAGGCAACCCCGCUAUUAGCGAGCACCGUCUCAACGCCACGGUACGACGGCGAGCGGGAUAAUGUCAACAACCACGAUAGAGCCUCCGUCACUUCGCGUGCUACAGAGGCGACCUCGGUCAAAUCUACAAAGAGCCGGUCAAUACCAUGGCCAUCCGUCAUCGCCGUGAUGGUAUUGUCGCUCUCAGCGCUUGUUGUUAUGAUCCUCGCUUUCAUCGUUCCCCAAGCUGUCCAAGAAUACGCAAAACAAGCGACUGUUCUCGAACCAACCAACCUUGCUCUUGUAUCCAUUACCUCGGACGGUGUGAGUGCGAGGAUACAGGCCGAUUUUCGGUUGGAUGCGCAGCGAGUCGCAAAUGCGCAUGUGAGACGGGUGGGCAGAGCAGCUACGUGGUUGGUAGGGGAGUUGGGGACGGAGGAGACCAAGAUCAGUGUUUACUUGCCCGAGUACAACAAUGUCUUGCUCGGAACCGCUGGGGUCCCUCCGUUGAGAGUCAGUGUCAGGGAUGGCCACAACAACGCCGUGGACUUCGUGGCGGACCUGAUACCCGGCGAUGCUGAGGGCAUCCGAAUGAUUGCGAAUCAGUGGCUGGAAGGCAAACUGGAUAGCGUUCGAAUUCGGGGCCAAGCCGAUAUCCAACUCAAAGCGGGCGUCGUCCCACUCGGCACACACUCCAUCGCGGAGACGCUGACAUUUGAAGCAGGCAGCAAGUUGCCUCACAUGCCCGAGUACAAUAUCACGAAGCUGAACUUCAAGGAGACGCCCGUUCCCGGCCAGAAUAAGGCAAUGGCGACCGAAGUCACCAUCAAGACCUUCAAUGAGUAUCCGUUGUCUCUCGAUGUGCCCGAGCUUGGGUUCGAAAUACUCGUUCCUGGAUGCGAUCCUGUCGGUUCAUCCAUCCUGGUCGCGGACGCCACCACCAGCCGCGUCGCCAUACGACCUCGCUCAGAGGUGACUGUGGAUGUCCAUGGCCUCAUAAAGGAGUUGCCUGAUUCGCUCACUAAUCUCUGCCCGAACUCGGACUCCUCCCCCCUGGAUAUGCUGUUCAAAAAGUACCUCGGCGGCGAAACAGCAAGCGUCCUCGUGCGAGGCCAAAAGCAGCCGGCUGGAGAUGCCCCCGGUUGGCUGGCGGAAAUUCUAUCCAGCGUUACCGUACCUGUGCCAUUCCCGGGUCGCUCGUUCGACAACUUGAUUCGAAACUUCUCACUGACGGAUGCUCAAUUCAAGUUGCCGGACCCGGCAGCCGAGCCUGACGACCCCGAAUCGAACCCAAGGGUGUCAGGGACGAUCCUGGUCCUUGCAGGGCUUCCUUCCGAGAUGAACUUCUCGUUGAAUGUCACCAGCGUCCGUGCAAACGCCGAUGUGCUAUACAAGGGUAGCAAACUCGGCGAGCUCAAUCUGGAACAAUGGCAAAAAGCGAACUCGACACAGAUUCCAGCCACCGAGGACCACGAAGCCGCGCUGAAGAUCCAGUCGCGAAUCAACGAUGCGCCUCUGAAUGUCACCGAUCCCGACAUCCUGACCGACGUUAUCCAGGCUCUCUUAUUUGGCGGUCGACGGGUCGUGCUGAGUGUGAAGGCUCUUGUGGACGUCAAAGUACAAACGAUACUGGGCGAUCUCGUGGUGAAGGCAGUCCCUGCGGAGGGCAAACUUCCAGUAAAACCCCUUGGGAAUGAUCUUAUGGGUUCCGCUGUGCCUAGGGUUGGAGGCGUCGAAAUCACCGACACGACUCCCACUUCGGUGUCACUACGGGCAUCAGUGAACAUCACGAAUCCGACGCCGUACUCUGCGCACAUCCCUUUUGUCAGCAUAUACAUCGAAAGCAACGGGUCGAUGGUUGGCGAGGCGCGAGCCGAGAACAUCGACAUCAUUCCAGGCAACAACACGGCCCUGCCAGUAUCAGCAACAUGGAGUCCGUCAAUCGGUGGGAAGAAAGGCGUCCAGCGUGGACGGGAUCUGCUGUCGGAGUAUUUAUCCGGCUACAACACAAGUGUCAGCAUCCGCACCCACCGUGGCACUAUCCCCUCACUACCACUCCUAGGGGAGGCUCUUUCCCGUCUGAAUAUCAGCCUCCCGACACCACGGCUGAGAGUCCCCCCCGGAAAUGGAGAUGGCGACCCAGAAGACGACGGCGAACAAGCCAGGUUUAUCCGCGAUGCCACCUUCCACGUCCUCUCGUCCUCAGCUACAUUCACUCUCUUCUCCCCGCUUCUUCACAACACGAUCUUCAUCGAUUCGGUCGACGCCACGGCGCUAUAUAAUCACACGGAGCCCGUUGGCAGGAUACAGUAUGACCUGCCAUUGGCUGUACCACCGGGCGUCUCGCAGACGCCCAAGCUGCCGGUCGAGUGGUCGAUGGACUCGGUUGGAUAUGGCAAGCUCAAGGAAGCGCUCGGCGGGAGGAUGAAGCUGGAUGCGAGGGCUGUGGUAGGGGUAAGGUUGGGCAGGUGGACUGAACGGGUUUGGUAUGUGGGAAGGGGCAUUGGGGCUGGUGGUAUACGGAGCAGCAGCAGCAUGAGAGCCAUCCUGCCGGGCAGGCCCGAGCCGCGGCUCCAGGCGCUGGCCACGGGCUACUGGAAUAAGCGCAUAACUGCCUACAUAACCGGCAACGCCCUCGCCAUCCUGGGCGACUCCCCCGACGAGCUGCUCCAGACCAUCUACGACGACGACCCGGAGCCGCUGCAGGCCGUUGCGCUGGACGAGGCGUCGGGCAAGAUUGCCGUGAGCACGCGCCGUGUUGUGAGGGUGUAUCGGUCGUCUGAGGUGUCCCGGGAGGAUGUUGACGGGCAGGUGGGGGAUCCGCGGUGGGCGCUGCAGGCGAGCCUCGACAUCGACCCUGCGCCUGGACCGGGGGAAGGAGGAGGCGAUGGUGGUGAUGGUGCCGAGGGCGCCAUGGCGGUGUCGCUUUCCUGGGGCGCGUCUGAGGAGCUGUUGGUUGCGCAUGGCUGCUUGUUGGAGCUGUACCAGACCUCGGCGUCGACAUCCGGGGCGGCACAACAGCCCGAGUGUUCGUGGCGGAAAAGGCUCGCCAACCCCGUCAGGCUCGCGAGUCUGUCCUACGACUCGGCGUAUAUUGCGUCGGUGGGGCGGUAUGACCGGCUGGUCAAGGUCUGGCGGAGGCUGAGCUACGGCGCGGGUGAGGUCCGGUUCGACUUUAUUUAUCUGAGACAUCCGCAGCCGGUGACGCGAAUCCAGUGGCGACGGCCGCGUUACAUGUUCCAGACCAUUGAGAACGCGCUGUAUACAUUCUGUGCGGACAAUGUGCUGCGGGUAUGGGCGGGGUCGGCGAGCCAUGGGCACCAGCACCUGCAGCUCUGGGGCGCCCUCGAUCUCGGGGAAGCUAUUCAGGGCGGGGAUGGUCUGCGUUGGGCGUUCAUCAUGCAUGCAGGCGAUCUUACGGCUGCGACCGAGAAGGCCGUUGAAGAGGGGGGGAAAAACGGGGCAGAGGUUGCCGCUCUACAUGGUGCGUUAGAAGACCCCAAAGAGCGACUCACAGAUGCGCUUGGGAAAGGUAUCCAGGGAGGGUUACAAUCCGAAGAAGAGGCUGCUGGGCUGGAGCGUCUCAUCACGCUUGCGAAUAGAACUCCCGAGAUAUGUGUCGUCAUGGAUGGCCGGGGCCGCUUGUCUGGGUGGGCACUCGAGGGCAUCGGGUGCAAGGGCUCCUGGAAGGAUGCAAGAGUUUUCAACGUGACGCACAUGGCGGCCCAGGAGCUUGAUUUCUUGAGAGGGCUGUCUCCAGCAGAAACACCACACGUCGAAGCGCACAGUUACUGCAGCAGUGCUAAGGGACAGCAGGUGCAGAUACUCUUGCAUUUCUUUGACGGCAGGAUCGAGGUCUAUAGCAGCCAUGUCGUCGCCCUAUUGACCCCGAUUCCGAAUUCCAAGAAUCCCAAGGGAAGGCGAGUCAGCCGGCGAUGUCUUUGGACGGGACACUCGUCACCAAUACGGAAGAUUGUGCGCAACUUCAGCGGGAAGGCCAUCGUCUCGCGGACGGAAGACGGGCAGAGCGUGAUCUGGAAGCACGAGCUGGAUGGCCCACGGACAGGGCUCUCGCGGCAGGUGGUCAUCUCACAGCAGGGGCAUAUCCACAGGAUGUGUCUUCUCAGGAAGGGCCGGUUCGUGGUAUUUCUGCGACACGAGAAUAUAUCACUGUGGGACUGCCGGCAGUCGAAGCCAAGCAUGCUUGCGGAGAGCAGAUACGAUAUCCGUGGGAAGCCUCUAUGUCUGCUAAUUCUUCCAAGACAGAAAGUCGAGGACUACACCACGGCCCACAUCGCGACCAUCACCUCCGAAAAACAGGGCGUCGUCUGGGAGGUCAAGUUCCCGUUCUAUUCUCGGACCGACAGGCCCACGCCGGCCAGCAACGGAGCCCAGACCCAGCAACCGUCCAUCCAGGAAUUCACCAAAUUCACGCUCGGAGAUGCAGGUGACCUCGCCUAUGUCCUGCCUGUCGACCCAGCAGGCACCACGCCGCACGUCUCAGGCUUCCUCGACGUCUUUGCCCGCGACGUCGCCAUCUCUUACACUCACUCCGGUCGAGUCGAGUUCUGGACCGCCCGCGUUGGCCACCACAGCAAAGGCGUCGAGUGGCUGUCCACCAGCUCGAUGGAGACCGGCGUGUCCGAUCCAGCUCUCGUCAGCGGAAGCACGAGGAAGAAAGCAGCGCUCGUCAACGCCUCGCGGUCCGCCCUCACGAUUUGGGAUAUCCGCGGCGCGAGGCUGGAAUACGCGCAGGAGUAUGAGAACAGCGGCACAAUUCGCGACCUGGACUGGACGUCUACGCCAGACAUGCAGUCUAUCUUGGCGGUCGGCUUCCCCCAUCGCGUUCUGCUGCUCUCCCAGAUGCGGUUCGACUAUCUCAACCAGGGACCCGCCUGGGCGGCCAUCCGGGAGAUCUCUAUACGCGACUUCACCCCGCAUCCUAUCGGAGAUUCGGUCUGGCUCGGGGAUGGCCACUUGGUUAUCGGAGCGGGCAAUCAGCUGUUUGUGCAGGACCGGCAGUUUGAUGCGUCCAGUUCGCUCGUGACGAGUCUGAGACUGCCGCAAAGGAAAGGCGGGGAGCGUCACUGGGACUUGUUCCAUGUGGUGCAGAGGCUGAACGGACCGUUGCCCGUGUUCCACCCGCAGUUUCUGAGCCAGUGCAUACUGGCCGGGAAGAUCGUGCUGGUGCAUGCCAUCUUGAUGGCGCUGCAUAAGACGCUCAAGUUCUGGGUGGAGGGGGAUGUGGUAGAUGACUAUCUCGGGCUGGCGCUCGAGGAUUUCUACGAAGCCGAUCAUACGACAGCAACCUCGUCGGACAAGGACCCCGGCCAGUACCUGACACGGCGCAUGUCGUAUGACGGUGGCGACGAGCCCUUCUCGGAGGAGGUGGCCGUGGAUAUCAGCGAGCGGCUCACGCGCAUCGGCAUCCCGCAGCUGUCGGGCCACGAGCAGAUCCAGCUGAUGGACAUCGUCGAGUGUGUCGGGCUGGUCGAGAAGCAGCGGCGGUCGCUCGACGAGAACGGUGCGCGCUUCAUCAUGUUCUUCCGGCAGCACGCGCUGCGCAAGGGCAGGACGAACGAGAUCCACAUGGGCUGGCGCGAGAUCAACUGGGCCUAUCACUCGACGAGCCAGGACAUACUGGUGGAUUUUGUGACGAGGCAGAGCCACGGGCGGAUGCUCUGGGAACACGCGAGGGAGAGCGGGCUCUUUAUGUGGCUGGCGGAUAACGCAGCCGUGAAAGCGCAGUUUGAAGUGAUUGCGCGCAACGAGUACACCAAGAACGAGCUUAAGAACCCGAUCGACUGUAGUCUGUAUUAUCUGGCGCUCAAGAAGAAGGCGGUCUUGCAGGGGCUCUGGCGCGUGGCGGCGUGGAACCGGGAGCAGGGCAACACGCAGCGCUUCCUGGCAAACAAUUUUGACGAUCCCAAGUGGCGGACGGCAGCGCUCAAGAACGCAUAUGCGUUGAUGGCGAAGAGGCGGUUCGAAUACGCCGCCGCCUUCUUCCUCCUCGCCGACCACCUCCACGACGCAGUGCACGUCUGCCUCAACCAGCUCAAGGACCUGCAGCUCGCCAUCGCCGUGGCCCGUGUCUAUGAAGGCGACCACGGCCCCGUUCUCCGGCGCCUGCUCGAGGAGGAAGUCCUCACCAUGGCGGCGCAGAACGGAGACAGGUGGCUCGCAUCUUGGGCCUUUUGGAUGCUCCAGCGCAGCGACAUGGCGGUGCGCGCUUUGAUUACGCCCGUGUAUACGCUUCUCGAAACGCCUGGCUCACCCGACCUCAAGUCCCGGCUGUUCCUGACGGACGACCCGGCCUUGGUGAUCCUGUAUCGCCAGCUCCGGCAGCAGACCCUGCAGACGCUCCGGGGCGCGAGCAAGGUCACGCCCAAGGUCGAGUGGGAGUUUGUGCUCCAUAACGCUAGGCUGUACGGUCGCAUGGGGUGCGACUUGCUGGGUCUAGACUUAGUCCGGAACUGGGAGUUCUUACAGCCUCCCGGCGUGACGCCCGGGCUGGGCGGCGAGAUUGACCCGCUCAGGCUGAUGAAGAGGAGGGGAUCGCUAGUGUCGUCGCCCACUGCGGCGUCGCACCAGCCUCUGCCGGCCGAGAUGAAGUCGGGCGGGCACCUACCCAAGCAGACGCAGCAGGCGACGCCGACCGUGUUUGAGGAGCCGGAUGCGAAUGCGUUGCUGGAUAAUUUUGGGUUUUAAGGAAGGUAUUCAAGUUAGCAAGUUAGGGUGGAAUGGUGUCACUAGGUCUACCUGGGUUAGGGUGUGUCGGGCUAGGCGCUGUCUUCGGGUUUGGUUCAAUCAUUGGAGUUGCAUAGUUAGCAGGCGUGCUGUUGUAUGUACGGAUACUGCUGGGAAUUUGCCGUCGUGCAUUCACCGUAAGAGUGAACUUGGGAGAGCUAAUAAGAGUAGUAAGAGAAGCAACAGUAGGCGAUAAGGGGUUUGGCAAUACCUUAGUACCUUACAUACCUUACUCAGAGACUCAAAGCCUAGGAAAUAUGUUGAUUCAGGAACACCACGCUCUCUCCCAUUUACGCCACGCCACAUAUCUUAGACUUGCAGCUAUCAAUGCAUUUGCAGAUUCCUCCUAUCACGCAGCAUCGAUC